This is a messenger RNA of Leptidea sinapis, 1335 nucleotides long. RefSeq lists its product as uncharacterized. The transcript is spliced from 6 exons. Gene Ontology annotation, molecular function: protein binding. NCBI's taxonomy places the organism in Eukaryota, Metazoa, Arthropoda, Insecta, Lepidoptera, Pieridae. The record is from RefSeq and is a predicted model, not a curated record. Bases 80 to 1267 code for a protein of 395 amino acids.
AUGAACAUUAUAUCAACUAACUAAAACCGGAGCGUCUUAUGGGUUUUAUUUUUUAUAAUCUCGUAGGACACCAUACAUCAUGCCACCCAAAGAAACCGCUAAAAAGCCAACGCCACAAAUACAUCGACCAAACAUAAGUGAAUCCAGUCUCAACUUUGUCCCAGAAGAAGCUAUAAAAGGUUUCCAAGAGAGAAUAGAGCACGGAGUUAACUGGACUCUACUUGCUGAAGCUGGGAGAUACCAUAGACAAAAAUGCCAACAGAAGAAGAUACAAAAUAAAUCAUUUUCGGAGGCACUAAAGUGUAAAAUAAGUAAAAGCAUACUCCAUAACUUUCUGGAUGAAUCGUCAACAUUAAGCUUACAACAGCAAUGGGAAGUGUUACUGCCGACAGUGAUGUGGGACAACGAGAAGUUCACCAACGAAGAAGGCAAAAUAUGCUUUGAUAAUGUCAACUGUAUUACUGACAACAUGGUGCCUCUGAUCAGGAGAGCGGUGUAUUUAGACGAGCGAGCUGCUUUAAAGAAUGACCUGAAAUUGGUUAACGUUUUGAGAGUUACUGAUUCUGAGAUGACAGAGCUAGAUGUCGGGUUAAAAGAUUUCAAGCGAUUGGUAACCCUCAAUCUGAGUUGUAAUUUUUUAGAGGAUAUCGACACCAGGUUGUUACCGGAUUCGUUACGAUUGUUGGAACUGCAGGCGAAUAGAAUCAAAAGCUUAUCAUCCUUUAGCAAGGGUUUAUCAACCGAGCUGGUAUAUAUAGGUUUAAGCAGGAAUAUGCUUAGCAAUGAAAGCUGCAAAAGUUUGUUGGACCUUCCACGUCAUUUAACUGUCGUCGAUCUCUCAGCUAACGACAUCUAUGAUCUUAAUAGUGCACUAGAUGGCUUAGUGCACUUGCAUGGUCUCACAUCUCUACAACUUAUUGGAAACCCUUGUUCGGUGUGCGCAGCGUAUGCUCGUACCACUCUUCUGCGGCUGCCCCGUCUCCAGUGGCUGGAUUGCAGAGAAGUCCUGCCAUCUGACAGACCUCAAGAUGGCUUCGAACCCCACCCAGACGACUUGCGUUCUGGUUAUUUCAACUUCUCUGUAUUCCGGAUCAUGUCGGUACCUCAGCCGCCCAAGCCUGAGAAGAGCCGGCUGCACGCACGAAAAAACAUGACUCAUGCGGCGUUACCUCGCUCUGAGGCGUUCCAUGUAAGGCUUGAAGUGCAAGCGAGAGCGCGGAACGAGCGACAAAGAAGCACAAUCGGCCUUUGCGUUCGGCAGCGUUGAACUACCCUCGUCCUAUUCUCAACAGAAUAACACAGAUUGUAAGAAAUUAAAUAUUACACAUGUUUAAA